ACAGGCCUUUGUAUUCAAUAGUCCUAGCUAAUCUAUAUAAUAUCUGCAAUUAAAGAUCUAGUAUAAUAGUGAAUGAAUCUGAAAUACGGUGAGCUACCGAGAAAUACCACAUGGUUUUUACAUUUACAAUUUUGUGAGUUUCAUAUUCUAGAACAGCAUUUUUAAAUAUUAAUCGUGUAUUUCGUGUUUCAUAGCAGGUGUUUGAACUACUUUUGUUGACAAGAAACUGUCACAUACAGUGUCAAAGUCCCCUUUUUUCUGACAAUAACAUCUUUAAACACUUUCUUCUUAACUCGUGUCACUCUGGGCCAUUGACGUCCUAAAUACCUAGACUGCGCAUGGGCUGAAAUCUGUGGUCGAGAGCCUCGCACUUCUGGUAAGGGCAAAAGAAGGCGCCAAGAUGGUGCAAUCAUGCUGUGCUGUGGGUUGUACAAACCGUUAAAAGUCAAGCGUAGAUAUUUCUUUUCAUCCACUCCAAGAAAGACUUCACUGACAAGCUUAAGGGCUGCAGAAACAUCAGAAACCCGAGCAUCUCCAUUUCCGCAGCCUAAUCCUGAAGUUCCUCUUGCAACCUUAGUUAACAGUGAACAUUCUUAUAACUGUGAUUCUCAUUCCUUGAAAAUAAAGUAUGACGAGGUGAAGACAAAGCUGGAGGCAACCAAACAGGAAUUACACAACACAAAGAGGAGGGAGAAGUGUGCCAGGCUCUCUGUAGAGGCUCUUUUGACAGAGGUGAAAGAGAUUUGGGUCUUGUCUGAUGAGGCACACAGGUUGCCUGAAUCAUAUAAAGAUAUACCUGUUCACCUUUUCACCCCGCCCGAGCCAUGAAUAUUCAAAGGAGCAAACGAAAUUUGCAACAACUCUGUUUUUCUAUGGACCCAGGACUUAUCAUUUCCUGAAAGAAAAGAUUAAUUUGCCUCAUCCAGCUACAAUAACUGCCCAGAAUUCUACAUCGGAGAAACAGAAAGAAAAAUUGAAAAACAGAUUCACAGAACACAUUAAAAAAACGUCCCAUGUUUUCUACCAUUACAACUCAAAAAACCAUAGCAUAUCUAUUAAAAACACAGUAAUUUGAAACAAAAAACCAAACAUAAACAAACUAAAAAUCAAGAAAUCCAUCAUAUAUUUUCACAAUCUCAGAAAAAGUUAUGGAAAUAAUAAUUUUGGUCAUGGAAUUUGAUUGCAAGAUUCGUUUGGGAACCCUGUUAUAAUAUUGAAAUAUUUUUACUGUUUGGAAGUUUAACUUCAGCAGAAGGGGUCGAUAUUAUUGUCAUUUGUAUAUAUAUAUUUAUUAUCAUUAUUAAUUAUUUUGUCUAUUAUAAAUUGUCCUAUGUAUAUCACAUAAUCAGUAGCUAAUGUAACUUAACAGUUAUUCACAUGUACAUGAAGGCUAGAUUGGAUUUUAAAACAACAAAAAAUAAUUAUUCUGUGUUAUAAUCACUGUAUUGUUAUGAAUUGUCAGUAAUAAA
Molecule: messenger RNA, 1469 nt
Organism: Limulus polyphemus (Atlantic horseshoe crab)
Lineage: Eukaryota; Metazoa; Arthropoda; Merostomata; Xiphosura; Limulidae
Exons: 3
Coding region: 412-828 (138 amino acids)
Source: RefSeq, a predicted model, not a curated record